AGCAGAUUAAUCAAAUGUUUUAUAAGGCAAAACGAUCGUAGUGAGCGACAAUUUUCUCUCUCUCUAACUCUCAGUUUACCAUUUCAACAUUUCUUUCCCUCUCUUCGACCAUCCUCUUCCCACCAUGAUUGCUUCUGUAAAAUCUUCUUAGAGGUUAGGAAGAAGAAGAAGAAGAAGAAGGGAAGGAGCAGAGGAAGAAGCUUUUUAGUUGUUAACAAUGGGAAAUGCUUGUCGUUCCUCUAAUAAAGUAGUUAGCCCUGUAAGCACAGUUUCAGUACUAUCAUCCACAACUACAGCAAGUAAUUGCACAGCCACUACUGGGAAAGUUUCAACAUUUAGCACCAGUGCAUUAGAGCAGUCCACAUGCAAUUCAGUGAGCACAGAUGAAGCAUUUACAGAUGGAACGAUUUUGGAGAUGCCCAACCUACGGAUGUUUACAUUAGCAGAAUUGAAGAAUGCGACGAAGAAUUUUAAAGCUGAGAAUGUUCUUGGAGAAGGAGGUUUUGGAAAGGUUUUCAAGGGAUGGGUUGAUGAGAAAACUUUGAGUCCAACAAAAAGUGGGCUUAGGAUGGUUGUUGCUGUAAAGAAACUCAACCCUGAAGGCAUGCAAGGUUUUGAAGAGUGGCAGUCUGAAGUUAAUUUUAUGGGAAAACUUUCUCAUCCUAAUCUUGUCAAGUUGCUUGGUUACUGCUUGGAGGAAAAAGAUCUUCUCCUUGUUUAUGAAUUCAUGUCAAAAGGAAGCCUAGAGAACCACCUUUUCAGAAGAGGUGCAGCUUUUGAACCACUUUCAUGGAGUCUGAGACUAAAGAUAGCCAUUGGUGCUGCUCGAGGCCUUGCAUUCCUGCAUUCUUCAGAGAAACGCGUUAUUUAUCGUGAUUUCAAGGCCUCCAAUAUCCUUCUUGAUCCGAAUUACAAUGCAAAACUUUCUGACUUUGGGCUCGCUAAGGAUGGGCCAGUGGGAACUGACUCACAUGUUACUACAAGAGUUCUGGGUACAUGUGGAUAUGCAGCUCCUGAGUACAUUGCUACAGGUCAUCUAUAUGUGAAGAGUGAUGUGUAUGGAUUCGGAGUUGUUUUGUUAGAGAUGCUCUCAGGUCAACGAGCACUCGACACAAAUCGACCAAGCGAUCAACACAACUUGAUAGAUUGGGCAAAACCAUAUCUUGUGGAUCGAAAGAAGCUGGCAAGACUAAUGGACCCUAGACUUGAGGGGAAGUAUCCCUCGAAAGGAGCUCUUCAAGCAGCUCAGCUCACUCUCAGAUGUCUAGCAAACGAGCCAAAAAGCCGUCCAUCAAUGAAGGAAGUAUUGGAGACUUUGGAAGAUAUUGAAGCCAUGAAAGUUCAGUCGAGGGAGUCCAAGAAUGCCUCUUCUCAAAACAGGCCCCGUCGUCAUGGCCAAGCUCCAGUUCACCCACGCUCGCCGGUGAGACCAAGGCAAGGAGGACCUGGGGUAGGCUCUCCUGCUGUUAGCCGCUCUCCUAAAGCUAGAUGAUGGCAAUUUCUUACCUGAAUUCUGAUACACUAAUCCUCAUUUUUUUUAUUUUUAUACUGUAGAUCUCCGUAGCUGUUGUUAUAGGUUUGCUACUGUGGUGUUUUGUAUCCAUAAUGAAAAACAAAUUAACUGAAUAACUUUCAUUAUAAAUAGUUGCACUGGGCAUUGGAUUCAAA
Dendrobium catenatum is the source of this 1668-nucleotide messenger RNA. Its product is annotated as probable serine/threonine-protein kinase PIX13. Gene Ontology annotation, biological process: protein phosphorylation. Gene Ontology annotation, molecular function: protein kinase activity; ATP binding. Lineage: Eukaryota; Viridiplantae; Streptophyta; Magnoliopsida; Asparagales; Orchidaceae. The coding region runs from base 218 to 1492 and encodes 424 amino acids. The record is from RefSeq and is a predicted model, not a curated record. The transcript has 6 exons.